AUGGGACACAAUACAGAUAAUUGCUGGACUUUGCACAAGGAGAUUGAACGACUGAUCAAGGCGGGGCAUUUGUCCAAUUUUGUCUCAGGAGACAAUACACAGCUUGACGCAGUCAAAAACACGGGCGGUGAGUCGGCAAAGGGAAAGGAGGUCGUUGAGGAGUUAGGAGUACCCGCCGGGUCUUGCUUGUCAAUCGCAGGGGGAUUUGGCGGUGGGAGCAUAUCUAGCAAGGGAAGGAAAAGAUAUGUUGAGGCAGUGAACUCGGUUCACCACGCUUACGAGGGGGAAUGUUGGCUGAACCAUACUCCAAUUACUUUUUCGCCAAAGGAUUAUGAUCAUGUGAUUCCGCAUGAUAACGAUCCAAUAGUGGUGACUCUGCGCGUAAAUAACUAUGUCACCAAGAAAGUUUUUCUAGACCAAGGCAGUUCUGCUGACAUCAUAUAUGGUGAUGCAUUUGAAAGAUUGGGCUUAAAGGAGUCAGACUUAAAGCCAUAUACUGGGUGUCUAGUUGGAUUCACAGGCGAUCGGGCCAAGGUCCGAGGCUACGUGGAAUUGGACACUGCUUUUGGUGAGGGUGAAUACGUGAAGAAAUUUCAAGUAAAGUAUUUGGUUCUUCCGUGUAAGGCGACGUAUAAUGUGCUUUUAGGGCGUGAUACAUUGAACAAAAUAUGUGCAAUAAUUUCAACCGUCCAUUUGACAGUAAAGUAUCCAGCUUGCAAUGGAAAGGUGGGAAUUUUGAGGGUGGAUCAAGAGGCCGCCCGAUCAUGUUAUGCACAAAGUCUGGAACUUUACGGCAAGAAGGCCGCCAAGGAAGCCCAUCGCGUCACAGAAAUUUUUCCACAUGAGAAUUUCAAUUUGGAUCCUCGUGAUGAUUCGGAGGAGUUACGACCUCAGCCGGCGGAAGAAACCAAAUCUGUUCACUUAUCUGGGCGUGCUUUGAAAAUUGAAAGCACCUUGUCAAAGGAACAAGAGGACCGAUUGGUCGAGUUACUCAAAAACAAUUUGGAUUUAUUCGCAUGGACAAUUAAGGAUGUUCCAGGCAUUGAUCCUAAUGUUAUAUCCCACCACUUGUCAAUCCAGCAAGGGGCAAAACCUGUUGUACAAGCUCGUAGGCGAAUGGGUGAGGAAAAGGACAAGGAAGUACAAAUAGAAACUCAAAAGUUACUUGAAGGAAAGUUCAUUAGAGAAGUUCAAUAUCCAACAUGGUUGGCAAAUGUUGUUAUGGUGCGAAAGGCUAAUGGGAAAUGGAGAAUGUGUACAGAUUACACAAGUUUGAACAAAGUUUGCCCAAAGGAUUCUUAUCCGCUCCCAAAUGUGGACAAGUUGGUAAAUGGGGCGUCCGGGAAUGAACUGCUCAGUUUAAUGGAUGCAUACUCCGGAUACAACCAAAUAAUGAUGUAUCGCCCUGAUGAGGAGAAAACGACGUUCAUGACGAGUCAGGCGAACUAUUGCUACAAAACGAUGCCCUUUGGUUUAAAGAAUGCGGGGGCGACCUAUCAGCGGUUGAUGGACAAGGUUUUUGUAAAUCAAGUGGGAAGAAACAUGGAAGUAUAUGUGGAUGACAUGAUUGUCAAAACUGCCAAAGGGUGCGCCCAUCAUGAAGACUUGGCUGAGGCAUUUGCACAGAUUCGGAAGUACAAUAUGAGGUUGAAUCCAGAAAAAUGCUCCUUUGGAAUUUUAGGUGGCAAGUUUUUAGGAUUUUUGGUCACUUCAAGGGGGAUCGAGGUUAAUCCCGACAAGUGCAAAGCUAUAGUAAACAUGAAAAGCCCGUCCAAUAUUCGCGAAGUUCAGAGGUUAACAGGACGGUUGGCGGCCUUAUCUCGCUUUUUGCCAAAAGCGGGUGAUAGGGAAGCGCCAUUCUUUGCAUGUGUAAGGCCCAAGUUUUAA
Lotus japonicus is the source of this 1887-nucleotide messenger RNA. RefSeq lists its product as uncharacterized. Lineage: Eukaryota; Viridiplantae; Streptophyta; Magnoliopsida; Fabales; Fabaceae. The record is from RefSeq and is a predicted model, not a curated record. Bases 1 to 1887 code for a protein of 628 amino acids. The transcript has a single exon.